Messenger RNA from Podospora pseudopauciseta, 1770 nucleotides. RefSeq lists its product as uncharacterized. Gene Ontology annotation, molecular function: oxidoreductase activity, acting on paired donors, with incorporation or reduction of molecular oxygen; monooxygenase activity; heme binding. The coding region runs from base 244 to 1770 and encodes 508 amino acids. The transcript has 6 exons. The record is from RefSeq and is a predicted model, not a curated record. Lineage: Eukaryota; Fungi; Ascomycota; Sordariomycetes; Sordariales; Podosporaceae.
UGCAUGAAACUAUAUGCUUCAUACUUCUGUGAGAUAUCACCUACCGUGUAACAUGUAAAUCAUGUCGAUGAGAAUACCUAUGCGGCUUGGCCAUCUCCGGACCUUUGUGCUUUGAUCCUAGUAGCAGUUCUCACCCCGCAGUAUUAAUAUAAGGGUACAAGAAGCUGACAUUCACGUCUGGAUUUUACUCGCAGACGGAGCAACUCCAUCCAAAGUCUCACACCACCGCCGACUGCAAACGCAAUGGACUUCCUUAUCGACGCAGAGCUGAGCAACAGCACCAUCCUCGGACUAGCGGCAGCAUCCUUUGUGAUCUGGUAUGUUGUGACGGCUUUCACAGCUUGGUAUCGUCUCCGCCACCUUCCAGGGCCCACGCUGGCCAAGUUCUCCUUCUUGUGGCAAGCCCAUACUAUCGUAACACAACAGGUGUCCUCGCGCUAUAUCAACUUCCGAGAAUACGGUCCUCUCGUGGUCGUAGCGCCCGGCACGGUUGUCACUAAUGAUCCGGAUGUUCUCCGCAAGAUUUCGGCGGCCAGAUCGACAUAUAAGCGUUCUGUCUGGUACGCCGGCGCCAAGUUCACACACGACACUGACAGUAUGGGAACCCAAGUGGACACUGCUGCUCACGACAUACUCAAGGCAAAGACAGCAGGGCCCUACGCUGGCCGUGAAACUGAAGGUGGCCUGGAGAGGGCUGUUGAUGCUCAGCUUGUCCGCCUGGUCGACCUCAUCCGCCGGAAAUAUCUCUCCACUCCCGACGAGCUUCGCUCCAUUGACUUUGCCAAGCUGUCAAGAUGCUUCACCAUGGAUGUCAUCUCGGGUUUGGUAUUCGGAAAGCCGUGGGGUCAUCUUGAUGAGGGCGAGGACGUUCUAGGGUGGAUAGGGACAAUGGACAAGCUUCUGCCUAUGAUGUCAGUGGGGCUUGAACUCCCUGCCCUUCGGGACAUUAUGAUACCAAAGUACGGACUUUUGCGCUGGUUCGGACCAAAGACCAGUGACAAAUCUGGGUUGGGGGUCGUUAUGAAACAUGUCAAUGAAACCAUUCGAGAGCGGUUUCAAAACAAGGAAAAGCCCACCAAAGACAUGAUGGGCGGGUUCAUUCGCAACGGCAUGACCAGAAGCGAAUGCGAAGGAGAGGCCAUCCUUGCUGUCCUCGCAGGUAAUGAUACAACGGCAAGCACGAUUCGGUCGUCCAUGCUCUAUCUCAUGGCCACGCCGCAUGCCUAUGCCCGGUUCAAAAAGGAGAUCAAAGAGGCCGUCGAACAGGGCAAGGUCUCGAGUCCGAUCACCAACGAGGAGGCCCAGAAGUUGCCUUACACGCAGGCCGUCAUGUAUGAAACCUUCCGCAUUGGUAACGCCGCCACAUUCGGCCAUUACAAAGUAGUUCCAAGGGGAGGCGAUACGCUUGCUGGCUACUACUUGCCUGGUGGGACAAAUAUUGGCCACAACACUUUGGGGUUGACGCACAACAAGAAAAUCUUUGGAGAGGAUGCUGAUAUAUUUCGGCCGGAGCGCUUCCUCGACUGCCGGGCGGAUCAGAAGACAGGAAUGAUGCGAGCAUUGGAGAUAAUUUGGGGUGGUGGCCGAUGGACAUGUGCGGGUAAAAAUGUGGCCUUGAUUGAGUUGAACAAGACCGCUUUUGAGUUGAUGAGACACUUUGACUUUCAGGUUGUGAAUGUCCACAACCCAGUCAAAGAAAGGGCCUACAUUUCAAAACUACAUGACGACAUGUUUGUUAGGAUUUCCGAGGCGGAUUGGAGCUGUAUUUGA